AAAAUUUUUUAAAAUACCUCACUUUUUGUGAAACCGCUCGUCACGCUAUCUAGAGUUCUAUUAUACAAGUUCAGUUGAGUUCAUUUUACGACGAUUCUCCGACGUGAACGCAGGGAACGUGGUUUAAAAAUCCGGGAUUCGUACAAGUUCAACAGAAUAGUUGUCAAAUGUGAAUAAAUAUUUAAAUGUCUCCUAACACUGUGGAAAAUCAUUGUCUGUCAAAAUUUUGAUUGACACUAGAAUUGUCUCAAGACUUUAGGAAUAAAUUUUUUUGUCAUUCGUGAGUUCAACGUACGAUUAUAACAAAAAGAAAAAAAAAAUGUGGCACCUCCAAUGCUCGAGUAAUUGGUUACAUUUGAGUUUUGACAGCUUGUGCUAUUUGUGGCCAAUGGAUGAAUUGUGGAAUCAGUAAAUUAAUUAUGAGAAUUAACUCAACGAAAAUGAGUACUCCGAUUGAGGAGAAGAUUGAUCAGAAGUUAAAGGUGCGGACGGGAAUGGUGGCAGUUAGCGAUGGCAAAAGUAAACCAAUUCCAAUGCGAUUAUAUCUAUCAAUGGAAAUUCUGAAACUUCAAAGAGAAGAUUUAGAGCAGGCAACGAAUCAUAAUAAACCUCCUGUGGAUGCAAAAGAGCGAAUGGUUCAGAUAACGAGGCAAAAAGUUGGAGGCUUAGGAUUGAGUAUAAAAGGAGGAGCUGAGCACAAGCUUCCUGUUUUGAUAUCACGAAUUUAUAAAGGACAAGCAGCUGAUCAAUGUGGUCAACUUUUCGUUGGAGACGCUAUUAUAAAAGUGAAUGGAGAAUACAUCACAGCCUGCAAUCAUGACGAUGCCGUGAAUAUACUUCGAAAUGCUGGCGACUUGGUUGUUUUGACAGUGAAACAUUAUCGAGCAGCGAAGCCAUUUUUACAGAAAAAUGAAAAGGAGGAAAAAUUAGAUAAUGCCACAAAUGGUACUGCAGAGGAUGGAUGGGUUUCACCGAGUAAACAACCAGGAAGCCCUAGAUGCAGUCACAGUAGACAUGGUUCGAAUGCAUCUGCAAGUUCCACCCACGCAAAAAAGUGGGUCGAUCUAAUAACAGUUCCAUUGAUGAUGGCAUAUGUUACUAGAUAUAUAUUUGGUACUGAUAAAUUGAGGCGGAAUGCUUUCGAAGUAAGAGGAUUAAAUGGAGCCAGAACUGGAAUAAUACAUUGCGACGAUAGUGCCAUUCUUAGUCAAUGGUUGAAAUUUAUUACAGAUAAUAUUACAGGACUGACACAUUUUCAAAUGAAGUUAUACAAUCGAAACUUUGGAGUAGGCGAGCGAAUUGAAUAUAUGGGCUGGGUAAAUGAGGCCAUCAGCAAUAGCAAUCAACCAUGGCAAAGUUACAGGCCAAGGUUUUUAGCUCUUAAAGGACCGGACUUGUUACUUUUCGAAACACCGCCCUGCAACAUAGGAGACUGGUCAAGAUGUGCAUUAACUUUUAAAGUAUAUCAGACAAUGUUUCGUGUGAUGCGAGAAUCGGAAAAUGUUGACGAGCGUCAACAUUGUUUUUUAGCGCAGAGUCCUGGAAAGUCUCCAAGGUAUCUUAGCGUGGAAACGAGGCAGGAAUUAUUGCGAGUUGAAGCUGCAUGGCAUACUGCCGUUUGUUCUGCAGUCACACAUCUUAAAAGCAAAACAUUUCCAGUGAAUUUCAAUGGAAAAUCAGCAGGAUUGACGUUGGAGUGGUCUCAAGGUUUUUCGCUCGCUUUUGAUGGCAUGACGGACAAUGUUUGGAGGUAUAAAUUUUCUCAACUUCGUGGGUCCAGUGAUGAUGGCAAAAGUAGAUUAAAAUUACAUUUUCAAGAACAUGACAGUAACGCUAUUGAAACUAAGGAAUUGGAAUGCUCCCAGUUACAGAAUUUAUUAUUCUGCAUGCACGCUUUUCUAACGGCAAAAGUAGCUGCAGUCGAUCCAACUUUUUUAACGUCGACAACACCGUAAGGUUUUUAUUAUUAAUGCAGUAAGUACGACUGAACUCAAUUGACUCAAUUUUUUCGAAAGAAAUCGUUAAGUUUUUGCAAAAAAAAGACAAAACUAAUGAACCCAAGGAAGUUCUAGUCAAUAUUCCAAAAAAAAUAUAUUAUUUUAAUUUCAAUUUUUUGACUAUAUUUUUUAUUGAAAAAAAUAGUUUUGUUAUCUUAUUUUCAUUUUUUACUACUAAUUUACCAAAAAGAAAAUAAUUCUACUCUACAAGUUUGUACAAACUGGAGUAUUUUAAAUAAUUAUUUAAAUUUAUAGAAAUAUUUAUUUCUAGACUGAGUAUAAUUUAGGAUUCCAUAUUAAGAAGCAUAUUUUACUAUUAUGUUGUAAUUUUAUAAUUAUCAUUUGUAUGUAUAAAAAUUUCUUUUGAAAUUGUGGAAUUGCUUAGGAAAAAAAUAAACAAUUAUCUAGUUUAGGAGAGAGAAAAUUACAUAGAUCAAUAAAAAAAAAAAAAAUCUCACUUUUUAAGUCGUAAAUAUAUUGUAAGAAAGAUUAAAAGUGUAAAUUAGUUUUUCGUUUUUUUUCAAAUUUCUAUUUUCCAUAGACGUAUACAUUAUUAUAAUAAUUGUUAUCGCGCAUUUACCUGUUGCACUCGUUCAUGGUUUUUAAGUAACGAAAAAAAAAAAAUUGUAAGAGGGAUACAAAACGAAAAAAAAAUGUUAAUAAAUUUUUUUUUUAUUAAACAUAUCGAGUGCCUUGAAAACCGUGAAUACAGCGUAACUGUAUUUUAAUGAAAAUGCAACAAAUUUUCAAACGGUUCUUUUUUUAAAAACUAUAAUUUAUAAUUGAAAAUAAUAAUUUGUAUAAUAAUUUAUAAUUGUUAUUUGCGCAAUUUUUAAUGUUAAACUUUUUUUUUAAAUCAAUGACAAAUGAUAUAACUUUAAUGCCAGUAUUACUAUGUCAAUAAAAAUUUCAAUCAUAUAGACAUAGUUAUGUCAUGUAAUAAGAAAUAUUGUGUACUUCGACCAUGGUGGCUAUACCUUCGAGUAAUAAAAAUUUCUUCUAACGUUUUAAAAUAACGUUUUUUGAAAUUAAAUAGUUAUUAUAAUAUAGUGAUUUUAUCGAGACGGUGGUAUUUAGAAUAUUAUAGAAUUCCAUUUACUCUCGAUAUAUUUAAUGAAUCUCGAUAUGCUUUCAUAGACAUCUAGAUAUAUAUAAAUUAUAUAAAUUAUAUAUAUAUACAUAUAUUUUUCAAAUAUUAAGUUUAUAUUAAAGAAGAAAACUGUUAUGAAAUAUGUAAUUAUUUUUUUUACUAUAUGCAGGAUUUAGAAUUUGUGCUUUCAAUGAUCACUCGUUUAUAUAUAGAGAAUCUGCAAUUUAUUUGCCACGAUAUAUUUAUAUUAAUAUUAUCUUAAAUUAUAUUAUAUUGAAAAAGAGAUAAGCUUCUAUGAUUAAUGUUAGAAUUAUGAUAUUAUUGUUUAAAUUAUCCAAGUCUAUAAUUUUUCAACAAAAAGAGUUCGACAGUAUAUAAAUUUUUAUAUAUAUAUAAAAUAAAAGAAAGAGAAAGGAAUAGUUUAGUUUACCUGUUGCAGUCUCUAUCAAAAAUUCAAAACUUAAUACUAUAAAAUUUAAUUUAGUAAAAUUAUCUGACAUUAAUGGCAAAAUAUCUUGAUUUAUUUAUUUAUUAUUAUAUGUAUAUUAAUAAUAAUUAUUUAUAAAUUUAUUGAUAUUAAAAUAAUAAACGAAAAAAUGAAUUUCGUAAAAAUCUAUUGAAACAAUUUUUGAUAGAGACUGUCGAAAAAAAACUACCUGAAAAUGAGUUAAUAGUAUAAUCAGUAUAAUUGACCAACGAUUGAACUUUAUAUAAAGCAUUUUCAUAAAAUUGUUUUCACAUAAAUUAUAUUAAUUUUUGUUAGUAUCACCUUUUUAACAUUAUUGUUUUUAAUGUAAUAGCAUUUGAAAUAGAAAACAAAAAAAUACGAUUCUCGGUUUACUCGUAGAAAGUGCCUAAACUUUAUCUUAGAGUAAUGACCGUUUAUUGUAUAAAUAAUUCUUUUAUGAAACGAUUUAUUGCAAAUUCAGUGGACGCCAGGAUGUUACCAUGGUCAGAAUAAUAAUAAAAAUAAUAUAGAAUAAAAUACAAUCUCUAAACGAAAAUUCAUCCUCAAUAAAUAUAGGUAUAUAUAUAUAUUGCGUCUUUGAAUUGUUAAAAAGAAAGAAUUAAAAUAUUUUAAUUUUUUUUUAAACAUAAAUGUUAAAAUGUAGUCUACGAUUAUAAUUAAUAUCCAAUGGUGAAUUUUUGAAAAAGAGAAACGCUAAAACGAACUUUUAAUAGGCGUACAAUUUUUGAGAUUAUUAGUGAAUGAUGAUGAAAAAUGUGAAAAGAAUGCAUGUAUUGUAAUAUCAAAUGCUUGAAAUUUUGAAAGCGUAGAAAAUUAAAUAAUCUACACGAUUGAAUUUAAUUACAGAAACAUUUUUUUUUAUUAUUAUUAUGUAAUAAUUCUAAUACCAAAGCCUAGAUAUAUAAUAUAUAUAUAUUAAAUGCAGAUUGUCACGAAAAUCACAAUUUUUCUCAAUGUGCACACAACUUUAUUUUUCGUCAAAGAAUAAUAUGUUAAACCCUGUAAUUAAAUUUAGAUCGCAAUUAAGGACUGCACAAUUAUUAUAUUGUAUAGGUAGCUUAUGAAAAUUAUAUAAAAAAAAGCCGAACAAAUUUAUCGCAACUGAAAAUUAUAUAUAUAAAAUUAACUAUAAACAUUAGCUAAACGAAAAUUCACAAAUUAUCCACUGCAGAGUGAGUAUUUCUUUCUUUUUCAAGUUUUAUUUGCAAAAUUUCAAAUUUUUUUUCAAUACAAAUAUAAAAUUCAGUCAAAAAAUGAAAUGAAAGUACAAAUACUUUUCUUUAUAUAUAAAUAUCUAUUUAUAAUCUUUGCAUUAUUAUCAGUAAAAUAUGUAUAAAAUAUUUUUAUUCCUCAUUCUUAAUUAAAAUACAAUUAAAGAUUUUGUUUAAUUAAUUAUAAUUUUAUAUUUAUAAUAAUAAUAAUAAUAAUAAUAUUAUUUAUGAAACUUUUUAAAUAAAAAUAAAAAUUAGUCAAUUAAUUACACUAAAUGGAAUUUGAAGAUAUUGAAUUCAUUGCUGAAGAAAAAAUUCAUUUAUAAAAUGGCAGAGACGAUGAUAAGUGAAACUUAUGACGAGUCAAUUAUUUAAAAACAGAAAAUCUAUUCUAUAAAUUGUUUAUUAAUAAAACGAAUAUAAUAAAAGAUUUCUGUCAUUGUUAAAACGAUUUUUAUAUAUUAAAAUUGUCAUUCACUCUCUAGUGGAUAUAAAAAUCAUAUAUAUAUAUAUAUAUAUAUAUAUAUAUAUAUAUAUAUUAUAUAUAUAUGAAGAAAUUUUAUCUUGAACGCUUAAUUAUGUUGCAAAUUACUUUUUGUGAAAAUAAUUAGUGAAAAACUCAACAUAAAAUUCUGCUAGUUAUUUUCAUAAAGAGUUUGAUUUUAUCCAGAAUUAAAAUCUACAAUACGUUAUACUCGUAUUUAAACAUAAAACAGAAAAUUUGUUUCAAUAAAAAAAAAAAUCGUAAUAAGAAAUAUAAUUGUUUACCUUCUAUUAAUUAUUGAUUUUAAUGUUAUUCAAAAACUUAGAAAUUUUCUUUUUUUUUUUUUUAUUGAAACAAAAUAUUCUGAUUGUGUACAUAAUGAAAAAAAAAUCAUUUGUUAAUUCUUUGUGGACAAAUUUUCUGCGCGAUGCUACAAAACGCACCUAAUAUUGCCAAACUUUCAACGCUCGAUAUUCCUUGUGAUUUGAAAAAUUAUUGUUUCUAUUAUUCCAUCAUUUCUUUUAAAUAUGAAAAUAUACUUGAAAUUUAUUAAUAUAGUAUAUAGAAAAGAACGAUUAAUAUUAUAUCAAAUGUUUAUUUUAAAAAAAAAAAAAUAAAAAAAAUAAAAACGCAGGGAAUUUUUGGGCUGGCGAAAAGUUUGGAGGAUAUCUUCGAGAUAUAGUUUAUCUGUUAUAAUGUCUAUCCCCCAAUUGACAAUAUGUUUUAAAAUAUAUAGUCGUUACAGGUU
Leptopilina boulardi is the source of this 5999-nucleotide messenger RNA. RefSeq names its product gamma-1-syntrophin (gene Syn2). The record is from RefSeq and is a predicted model, not a curated record. The coding region runs from base 393 to 1955 and encodes 520 amino acids. The transcript is spliced from 10 exons. Gene Ontology annotation, molecular function: structural molecule activity; protein binding. Lineage: Eukaryota; Metazoa; Arthropoda; Insecta; Hymenoptera; Figitidae. Gene Ontology annotation, cellular component: intracellular anatomical structure; dystrophin-associated glycoprotein complex.